Molecule: messenger RNA, 3342 nt
Organism: Hydractinia symbiolongicarpus
Lineage: Eukaryota; Metazoa; Cnidaria; Hydrozoa; Anthoathecata; Hydractiniidae
Product: cGMP-dependent 3',5'-cyclic phosphodiesterase-like
Exons: 34
Coding region: 215-2956 (913 amino acids)
Biological process (GO): regulation of mitochondrion organization; positive regulation of gene expression; negative regulation of receptor guanylyl cyclase signaling pathway
Cellular component (GO): cytosol; synaptic membrane; perinuclear region of cytoplasm
Molecular function (GO): protein homodimerization activity; 3',5'-cyclic-GMP phosphodiesterase activity; 3',5'-cyclic-AMP phosphodiesterase activity
Source: RefSeq, a predicted model, not a curated record
UCUGUGUUGGCAUUACACGGGUUCAAAAUAAAAUCACUAAAACAAACAAGUGUUAAAAAAUCAUGGGAAGAUGAUAAUGACCAAAGCUUCUAACCCGUUUUGUCAUGGAAUUAAAAAGUUAUCUGAAAUGAGUAAGAAGUAAAAAUGAAUUUGAUAAAGCAUGUUCAAAAUGGCAAAAUUGAGACUGGUUAAAGAUAUUUAAAACAUUGUCCUUAUGGAAAAGAUUUCGUUAUUGGAUCAAAAUUGUGCUCACUCUGCACAGCAAAAAACGUCAAAUGAACAUACACAAAAAAGAAAAAAAUACUUUAAUAAAAGAUUUGAUAUGGCUUCGAAGCAACUUACACAAAAUAAGAAGCUGCUAGAACUCUGCUUAUCAGAGAGUUUGGACGAUUUAUCAAGCAAGUUUCAAGAAGUUAUAAAAGACAUUUACAAAAGAAAUCUAGUUCAAACGUGUGUGUACUUUUGUGAUCCAUGUACUGGUGAAUUUAAAAACGUUUCUGCUGGAGUUGACACAGCAUCACACAACAUUCCUGAUGUAGUUGGACAGUGGUGUUCGUAUAACAACAACAACAAACAUUGCACGCUUGAGAUCACUUCCCAUCUCUUCUCAACUCAAUUUAAAUCGAUCUUCUCUGCAGAAAAAUAUGCAGAUAGCUCCUCAGGGGAUACAUCAGACUCAUCGUUGUUUCAUUGUUGCAAAGGAAGAAAAUCUAGAAAUUUUAAAGUUGUAAGUUGGCCAGUGGUGGAUGAUUCGAAUAGCAGUGUCGUUGGUUUAAUAUUCUUGCUACUCAGAUCGGCCUCCUCUUCUCUUCCACCAGUUCUUAAAGAAGUUAACGAAAAUAUAUUAAAAGGAUAUCAAAAAAUAAUGGCAAAAAUUUCGAAUGAACAAAAGCUGUUGCUUCUUAGUGACUUAGGUUCUUUAUUUACAAAGGAUUUAGCUGAACUAUCAAGGCGAAUCAUAAAUAAGCUAACAACCACACUUUCCGCGGAGUCGGGUGUGGUUUUACUAGCUAACAAGAAUAGUGACGAACUAUACGCAGUGGCUUUUGGAAACAAAAUACUCGAAGAGGAUUUUCGACUGGAGCUGUGUAGCAGUGGCUUUUUGUUUUUGUACACGCAACCAAAAGUGCACUCGUUCGUACUAGGAAAGGAUUCACAAAUUUCUAGUGAUCUGGAAAAACUGAAAGAAUUUGCGGAAAUUGAUAUAAACAUUGAGAAUAUGUUAGUGGUUCCUGCUUUCUGCGAGGAUGGAGUUGAAUGUGCUGCUUUGUUUUGCCUGUUCAACAAAAUCGGAUCGAAAUCCGGAUUCACGCCACUGGAUGAAGAACUGAUGUCAAUGGUCGUUAAUAAUUGUCGUCAUAUAGUUUGUAAUGCGUUGGAUUGGAAAACUCAAGUGGUUAUACAACGGCAAAACGAGGGACUACUUGAUAUCGCAAAAACUUUAUUUAGUCAUUUAGACGACGUUUCUGUUCUUUUACAUAAAAUCAUGGAAGAAGCUAGAAACUUAACCAAAGCAGAAAGAUGUUCUUUGUUUCUGGUUGACCAUGACGCAGGUGAAUUGGUUGCUAAAGUUUUUGAUGGCAUUGAACCAGAAGAGAACAGCGAAAUGAGAAUUCCGAUCAAUCAAGGAAUUGCAGGUUACGUUGCUUCCACAGGUGAAACAUUAAAUAUAAAGGAUGCUUACUCGCAUCACCUGUUUUACAGAGAAGUGGAUUAUAAAACCGGCUUCAAAACGAAGCACAUUCUUUGUUUUCCCAUCCGAUCAAUAUCAGAACGUAUUUUGGGUGUGGCGCAAUUAUGUAACAAAAUCAAUGGUAAUUGUUUCACUAAAUUUGACGAAGAACGAACAACUGCGUUUGCCAUCUUUGUUGGUUUGAGCUUGGUCCAGAGUUUACUCUAUAAAAAAGCGACCGUUUCACAACAGAGAAGCAAGCUAGCAAACGAGUUAAUGCUAUAUCACAUGAGGGUUUCCGACGAAGACACAGAAAAAUAUACGAGUCUCCCCAUUCCACAAAAAGAGGAUUUAGAUGUCGACAUGGACAAAUUCAGUUUCAUGCCGAGAAUAUCAUUCGCUGAAUCUGAUAGCAUCAGGGUAGUGCUAGCAAUGUUUGCAGAUUUAGACUUGAUACGAAGAUGGAAAAUCAAAGAAAUCACGCUAGUUAGAUUUAUAUUGACUGUGCGUAGAGGUUAUCGAGACGUACCCUACCACAACUGGACUCAUGCUUGGACGGUUGCUCACUUCUCCUAUUUAUUGUUGAAAAGUACCAAGGCUAGAGAAUACAUCAGUGACUUGGAAGCCUUUGUCUUACUUGUCUCAUGUUUAUGUCAUGAUAUUGAUCAUCGAGGCACAAAUAAUUCUUUCCAAAUCUCCUCACAUUCAGUGCUGGCUUCGUUGUAUAGCUCUGCUGGAUCCGUUUUAGAGCAUCAUCACUUCGCACAAGCAAUGUGUAUUAUACAAGCAGAUUAUUCAAAUGUAUUCGAAAGUUUAUCGCAGACCGAUUACAGUACGGCGUUAGAUUUGAUGCAGAAGAUGAUUCUAGCUACAGAUCUUGCUAAUCACUUUAAAAUAGAUAAACAAAUUGAAAACAUAAUUUCAGGUGGUGUAAAUAAAGAAAACAGGAGACAUCGAGAGUUGCUUCUGUCACUUUUUAUGACAACAUCAGACCUGUCGGAUCAAACGAAACCCUGGGAAAGUGCUAUCCAAGUAUCAGAUCUUCUUUAUGCUGAGUUUUUCUCUCAAGGAGAUCAGGAAAAGUCGUUGGGCUAUACACCAAUUGAGAUGAUGGAUCGAGAAAAAGCUAGUAUACCAGAGUUGCAACUCGAAUUUCUCUCUAAAAUCGCUUACCCUAUAUACAAAAAACUGUCACAUCUGUUUCCAAACACAGAAUGCAUAUUAAGUAAUAUAAACGAAAAUCGUUCCAAAUGGUCUGCCAUGUCAACGAAACAGAGUAGCUAAUACAAAUUAUUUAUUUAUUGACCAAAUACAUAUUUCUUAACUGUGAAUGUCAUUUUCAUGAAAGAUUUGAUAACCAGUUGCAUUGCAGUGUAUAUCAGAUAAAAAUAGUAGUGAACUCGCAGAUCACGCACACACGCUCAUAUGCAACUUUUAUCGCUCUCGACGGUGCAGGACCUUUUACUUCCCGUUUUGACUGCUAAGAAACUUAUGUAUCAUAAUUUUUAUAUUUAUAUAUCACGGAAUAUCACUUGUAAAUAUGUUCAAAUAUGUUCCUGUACAUAACACGUCAAAUAACAUGUGCCUGUACAUAGCAUGCUAUACUUUUAAUCUCACGAAGCAGAAGCGAUACGUUUUAAUUUUGAAAUAACUUGGACGUUAUUUAGAAA